This is a messenger RNA of Perkinsus marinus ATCC 50983, 1677 nucleotides long. RefSeq names its product mucolipin, putative. Gene Ontology annotation, biological process: monoatomic ion transport; transmembrane transport. The coding region runs from base 14 to 1546 and encodes 510 amino acids. Gene Ontology annotation, cellular component: membrane. The record is from RefSeq and is a predicted model, not a curated record. Gene Ontology annotation, molecular function: NAADP-sensitive calcium-release channel activity. Lineage: Eukaryota; Perkinsozoa; Perkinsida; Perkinsidae. The transcript is spliced from 6 exons.
AGCAUUAUUCCGAAUGGCAUCAGCAUCAUCAAGUAGAUGCCUCCGUUGCCUGCAGACUGCAGACCAGGACUAUAUUGACAGAGACCCUCAUAGGGCUCCAUUGAUGUCCCCAAGAGAGAGGGUCACAUUGAAUCCAUGCGAGAAGUUCCGACGUCACGGCUUAUGGCCGUGGAGACUCACCGUUCACGUCUGUUUGGCUCUAUUAACAACGGCCAUGGUGUGCAUUUGGACCGAGAAUGACUGUCUACACGCUCGCCAUGCUCUACGGCAUUUCUAUACAGGAUUCAUUGGAGUAUCUGGCAACCCAGGAGAGCGGGAAAGAUAUGCAUCGUCUCCAUCAGAACUUGCAAGCAUCUGCAAUAACACAUUGGAACAUUACUGGCAUAUAGAUAGGAAGAGCCUUUCAGACUUCAGGCACCUCUCCCAGCCCCCGGUACUUCAUAUACUCUGGCUCAAUGGUGACCAGCAGAGGAUGGUCCUCGACGAUGCUUGGGAGGAGGACCCUGCUUAUGGACACUUCAUCAACUCUGUUGAUAGACUGAAGAGAAUACGUGACAUGCACUUUGUCAUACACAUUUUGGAUCCCUUCCCUGGCUCUUGGUGGUGGCAAUGCUUAUCCUGGAACAUACGAGUCCAUUUUGAUUACGGUGGCAGCGGUCAGAUUAAGAGUCGGCUUAGUUUCGACCUCACUGAGUGUUCGGACGGUGAGCUCCGGGCUCUUUUCCUAGAGGAUCCACACCUGGCAGAAGAGAGAUAUACCCAUCCUGCCUUGUAUCUUCUGCCAUUCUUUUGCUUGCCUCUCACGUUACUCUCGGCGGCCCUUACCAUUCGGUCCCAUGCACUUCGUCGAGGGGGUGGCUCUUUGAGGUCCACUGGUGACUCGAACGACAUUCUAUUACGUGAAUUGGCGGUCGGUUGGCUUGACCCGUGGUUGAUAUUCGUAUUGCUUGCUAAUGCAGUCCAGACCCUUGCUGCAUUACAGUGUAUUCAGAAAGCUGAUAAGACGGCAGAUGUCUAUUGGAGGCUGUCUCUUCUAGGCGUUGGUGCUGGUAUGGCAUGGCUCACCCUUCUGCGUUACCUCAAGUUCUUCCCUACUUACUAUGUCCUCAUUCGGACACUGGCUCGAGCGUUCCCUCGUCUACUGAGAUUCCUCUCUGGCCUGGUGCCUUUGCUAUUGGCAUACGCACUGUGUGGAACUUGUGUAUUCUGGCCCAGCAGCAACUUCGCCUCUUUAUCCGACGCUCUCAUGGGGAUGUUUUCCCUUCUCAAUGGUGAUAUCAUCCACGACAUGUUCAUGGAUAUGACUUCUAUUUCGUGGUUCUGGGGGCAAGUCUAUUGCUACACGUUCCUCUGCCUCUUCAUCUACGUCGUAUUGAAUAUAUUCCUAGCGAUCGUUGAUGAGGCAUUCUGUACGGCAAAGCGUUUCGAGGAGCUUCACCUACGACCUUCUGAAAGCUCGAGUACAGCGGGAUCAUCGACCAGCAUACGUAAUGUUGAUGAUACAGGUGGGAUAAAAUGCUCAUGGCGAACAUUGUUGAGAGAAUGAUUCCUCAUUGCCCAGGUCGUGAACAGUGCGAUGAUAGUGAGCUGCUGAUGAGAUCUGAGGUGUCUGCCUAAUCUCCUAUGUUGACUUUUUAUACAUUCUUAUACGUAUAAUGUAAUUAAUACUUUAAUCAC